GAAGCAGUCAAGGAGCUGGAAGAGAGUUCCUAGAAAGAGGUGUUAAAUUCAGUAUCGGAAAAGAUCAAGGACGAAUAUUGUAGUUGGAUUUAGGAAGAAAGAGAUCAUGAAAGUUCAAAAUCAGAAUGUCAGGGCCCUAGAAUAGGAAGCCAGCAGGAGCGUAGUGGAGAACUGGGCGAUGGGGACAGCCCUGUGAGGAGGAUGCCGCAUCGGGGGAGGGGUUGCCUUUUUUUUUUAUCAAGGGAGAGUCCCGUAACCAUAUGGGUGGUAGACAAAGGCAACAGCCAGGGAGUUCUGGAUCCCUUGGAGCCAAGGACUGGAACUGACAUGCGAGACCUCUACCAACUGAGGGUUCUUUGAGCACACUCCUUUGCCAAGAUUUGGUGAAAAGUCUUUCACUCUGCAGUUGUGUCUUAGAAAUUCUUUUAUCAUGAUCGUGCUUGGCUGGAUGCUUUUUGUUGGCCUUGCAUGUUACAUGGGCACGUUUCCGGAGUUUAUGACUCCAACUCUGAGGUGGAAAGAGAGGUGGCCUGUUCAGGAGAGCAAGGCCCGACGGAACAGCCAGGCUUUGGAUGAAGAUCUACAACUAUCCCACUGGAAACAAGCAAAGAUGAUCCUGGUGAAGCAAUGCAGCUCUGAAGCCCUCCUGACCCGCUGGCUGUACAGUUCCUGUUGUUGGUUUCACAUAAAGUAAUUGCACAUUAUUUUUGUCACAUUUUAUGUAAAAAGUUACCGUACUUUUGAAGAUAAAGACUUGGUAUUCUGUUAGCUCAAAAACAGGGAGAGGGAGGCUGGGGAGGUAGUUGGGGGUGGAUGGAAGUGGUUGAUUACCUUGUUUCAUAGUCCCUAAGACUGGUAGUAAGACUAAGAUAUCCAGUUCAGUUUCUCCUGUGUUCUAUAUCCCUAAGGAUUGAAAUUUUCAAGAGCUCUUUAGACCUAUUUCUCAAGUAAUGCCUUUCUCCUGGGUCCCGGAUUGAAAUUAUGUUAAAGGGCUAGAGAUUGCAGCAACUUUAAGCCUGUUCUUUGGGGGUAUUUCUCUGUGGCCUUCCCACAAGUAUUAUUAAGAACCCAAAGCUUCCACCUUGGGGGGGAAAGGUCCUCAUUUUCAUAUUAGGUGUAAGAUACUCAAUUUUACAUUAUUUUAAUCCUUCCAGUAACCGAGUAGUAGCCUCAUUUCACAAAACGGCAAAAAUGAAGUUGAGAGUCGUAAGUAACUUACCAACCCACGCAGCUGAGUUGCAGUGAAGGUUAAGAUCCUGGCCUUUUCCUAGCAUGCUUUUGUGCGUCAAGGAAAAGGGCCAAACAAGAGACUGGGGUAUCUUAAGAUCUUGACUGCCUCAUGGUCCAAAUGUCUUCUUCAUCUGUGUAGCCAAAGAAGUGGCCUGAUGAUUCUUUUUGCACUGACUGCUGCUUAAACAGGCAAGUGUAGAAACAAAAGCUAACUGCUUAGUCCUCAUUAUGAUGCAGUUUAUGAGACCAAGGACAGAAACUAAGUAUGAGAUCUAUCCAGUUGCUGGGUGUCUGAGCCUUAGGUUAUUCUGAAUAAGCCCUCUAGUGAUUUGGAGCUUUCUGACCCUAAGGGGAGAUGGGGAGGGAGGAACAGCUCUAACAGGCGUAAACAUAGUACUUUUAAAAUAAAAUGUAUAAGUUGUUCCCAUUCUGUGGCUGCUUGGAUGACUGAUAUAGUUCCAUCGUCAGGAGUGCACCCUUACCAGCAUAUCUUUUUAUGUACACAUUUUGUUUAUGCCUAUUUGGUACAGAUUUGCUCAACUAUUUUGUAAGUGGCUCUAUGCACUGAAUGGAUUAACCUUUUUUUUUUUUUUGUGGAAGGAAAUGUGAAUUCAAAACCCAUGAGCAAAACUUUGUAAUUUCUCAGCCUAGCAUACUAGCAUCUCUUGUACUUGCGACUUAGUCUCAACACAUUUCAUGAAGUGACUGCAUUCUUCGGCUGCAUGGUUGUCCCUCAUGUAUGUAUUCCUAAAGAUUCAUCUCAGGUCUUAUUAUAGGGGAUCAGAGCUUGCUUUUCUUGAUAAGUAUAUACCCAGUUCUUUUUCCCUCCAGUUCAGAGGACACCUCCAAACAGUUCUCCUAAGUUGGGUGCCUUCUGGAAGCUGGUGGGAGAGAUGAUAGGUCACUAGUAGGGUCUGAACAGAUGUGAAUGUAUAAGGGAGAAUGAACAGAGGCAUGUGUAUAAGGAGACAAACCCCAUCUCUGAAGUCUGAUGAGUCUACUGGGGUUUCUAGCUGGAAAUAUGUUCAGGGUGAUGAUAUAGGAAUAUGAGUUUUGGUAAAUAAGUGCAAACCAGGGAGAUAUCAAUAAA
Myotis daubentonii (Daubenton's bat) is the source of this 2320-nucleotide messenger RNA. It is a transcript of the gene MISFA, whose product is annotated as mitochondrial sheath formation associated. NCBI's taxonomy places the organism in Eukaryota, Metazoa, Chordata, Mammalia, Chiroptera, Vespertilionidae. The record is from RefSeq and is a predicted model, not a curated record.